Maniola jurtina (meadow brown) is the source of this 2843-nucleotide messenger RNA. RefSeq names its product G protein-coupled receptor kinase 2 (gene Gprk2). Gene Ontology annotation, cellular component: cytoplasm. The record is from RefSeq and is a predicted model, not a curated record. Gene Ontology annotation, molecular function: ATP binding; G protein-coupled receptor kinase activity. The transcript has 13 exons. Gene Ontology annotation, biological process: regulation of signal transduction; signal transduction; protein phosphorylation. NCBI's taxonomy places the organism in Eukaryota, Metazoa, Arthropoda, Insecta, Lepidoptera, Nymphalidae. The coding region runs from base 493 to 2364 and encodes 623 amino acids.
GUACGGUACCAGUAGGUACGUACUAUUUACUUGUAGUUCUCCUUGUCGUCAUUUGUAGCGUAUCGCCAUCCCGUCGUCAAUAACUACGAUCUCAGGGCGUGUUCUACAUUUCAAAAUUGAAAUAAACUGUGCAUUUAAUCUCGCUAAUACAAGAUACGCAGACGUUCUUAUCAAUUUACGAGUGAUAGAACUGAAAUGCGAGUUUCAUGAACCCGUCACACGCCCUUUGGAGAUCGUGAACUUUUGAGUGUGAACUUGUGAGUUGUGUUUCGUGCGUCUACUUUUUCGUGUAACUAUAGUUUGUAGUGGCGUCUGUUCAUUUGCGUAGUGUUUGUCGCCCAGUGUUAGAUGGUGUGCAGUGUUGAGUUCAGUGUAAGAUUUCUCGUAGUACAUUGAUGGGCCGUACGCACGUUGUUACGGCGGCAGAGAGGCCGCAUCGGCGGGUCACAGCUUCUCGGAGAGUUCAAAUUAAAAUCCGUCAACCUGGAACUGAUGGAAUUAGAAAAUAUCGUGGCCAACACUGUCUACUUGAAAGCCAGAGAGGGCGGUUCCGAUAGCAACAAGGGCAAGAGCAAGAAGUGGCGCAAGAUCCUACAGUUCCCUCACAUAUCGCAAUGCUUAGAUAUAAAAACAAAAAUAGAUGUAAACUACGACUAUGUGGUGGACCAGCAGCCGAUCGGAAAGCUGCUCUUCCGUCAGUUCUGCGAGCGGAACCGCCCCCAGUACCACAAGUACAAUAGCUUCCUAGAUGCGUUCUUGGAUGGAUUCCAGGUGGAACGGUAUGAGGUGGAAGUGGACGAGACGCGCACCGCGCUCGCGACGGAGGUGUUUGGACAAUACCUGAAGACGGAGGACUCGGAGGCGGUUACUGACGUCGUCUCCUCCGAUGUGGUGGAUGACGCCAGCAAGCUGCUUGAAGCCGGCUCAAAGGAUAUAUUCAUCGAGUGCAUACGAUGCGUGAAAAGUUUCCUAGCGGGGAUCCCGUUCGCGGAGUUCGAGCGGUCGAUGUACUUCCACCGGUACCUGCAGUGGAAAUGGCUGGAGGCGCAGCCGGUGACGCAGCACACCUUCCGCAUGUAUCGAGUGCUGGGCAAGGGCGGGUUUGGGGAAGUUUGCGCGUGUCAGGUCCGCGCGACGGGCAAAAUGUAUGCGUGCAAGAAGCUAGAGAAGAAAAGGAUAAAGAAGCGCAAAGGCGAAGCGAUGGUGCUAAUUGAGAAGCAGAUCCUGCAGCGGAUCAACUCGCGCUUCGUCGUCAACCUGGCCUACGCCUACGAGACCAAGGACGCCUUGUGUCUCGUGCUCACUAUUAUGAAUGGUGGUGAUCUCAAGUUUCACAUUUACAACAUGUGCGGUGCGGACACGGGGCUGGGCUUGGAGCGUUCGCGGUUCUACGCCGCACAGGUCGCCUGCGGGCUGGAACACCUGCACAAAAUGGGCAUCGUAUAUAGGGAUUGCAAGCCAGAGAACAUUCUCCUGGACGACGCUGGCCAUGUUCGGAUAUCAGAUCUGGGGCUCGCCGUGGACGUGCCGGAGGGAGGAAGUGUACGUGGAAGAGUCGGCACCGUCGGCUAUAUGGCACCUGAGGUCAUAGACAACGAGCGAUACACCUACAGUCCAGACUGGUUCUCGUUCGGCUGCCUCGUGUAUGAAAUGAUAGAAGGGCGAGCGCCCUUCCGAGCGAGGAAAGAGAAGGUCAAGCGGGAAGAGGUGGAUCGCAGGGUCAAGCACGAGCAAGAGAAAUACUCGAGCAAGUUCAGCGAGUGCGCGCGAGCAUUAUGCUCGGCGUUACUGGCCAAGUCGUCAGCGGCGAGGCUGGGAGCGGGCGGCGCGGGGCGCAGGGGCGCGUCGCACGUCAAAGCGCAUCGCUUCUUCGCGCGGCUCAACUGGGCGAGGCUUGAGGCCGGCAUGGUCGCCGCGCCCUUUGUGCCUGACCCUCACGCAGUUUACGCUAAGGACGUGCUAGACAUCGAACAGUUCUCAACAGUCAAAGGUGUUAACCUGGAUGCAGGGGACGAUACCUUCUACGGGAAAUUCAGCACCGGCUCCGUCAGCAUCCCCUGGCAGCGGGAGAUGAUCGAGACUGGCUGCUACACCGAGCUGAAUCUCUUCGCCACAGAUGAGGAAGGCAAAGAGAGUCAGACGGCAGACCUGCAGCUGGUGCCCACCAAUGAGGUGCAGGAGGAGGAGACGGGCUGCUUCAUGUUUGCUAGACGGGUGCUGUGCCCCCAGAAGAAAGUCCCCGCACGGCUCCGGCCAGUGCACGUACCGGACCAUUUACUCCGGCCGUCUUCCCCCGCGCCGCCCGCACCCCCCGCACCCUCGCCCCCCGCGCCCGCGCCGCCCGCCGCCGCGCCCGCCAGCUGACCAAGCUCGCCUGCCGACAACGCGCACAGUACUAUUCAAGACGGGUAAGACGGAAUGUAGUGACGGAUGGUCUACGAUGUCGUUGGUAGGGUGGUUUUGUGAGAUUUAGAUCGUUCUUUUGACAUAAUUUUACAAUUAUUGUAGUCUGUGAAAAUGUUUAAAUGAUAAAAAUUUCGCGCUCGCUGCGCUUGCACUAUUUUUUUUUUGUUCAAUUAACUUGUUUACACUAUUCCGUCGUCGUUUUUUGUUAUUUACCACUUAAGCUUAUUUUCCCCAAUAUAAUGAAAAAUUUGAUAUACGAAACAUACACGUAGUUGUUUGUCCCAACUUAAACGGUUUAAUAGAUAUUCGUUUGUCCCUAUUUAACCGGUUUAUAGAUGUUCGUUUGUCCCAAUUUAGCUGGAUUCAUCCAGUGAACAGUCAAACGAAAAAUAGAAAGACGUCUUAUUUUUAUAUCGCAAUGCUUUAACCGUUAAUUA